Setaria italica (foxtail millet) is the source of this 950-nucleotide messenger RNA. RefSeq lists its product as uncharacterized. Lineage: Eukaryota; Viridiplantae; Streptophyta; Magnoliopsida; Poales; Poaceae. The transcript is spliced from 4 exons. Gene Ontology annotation, molecular function: protein binding. The coding region runs from base 266 to 643 and encodes 125 amino acids. The record is from RefSeq and is a predicted model, not a curated record.
GCAAGAAAAAAACCAAAAAAAAAGAAAACAAAAGAAAAGGGAGAGCUGUAGUCGGCCACUUCUCGCCACCUCGCGCAGCUCCACUGCGCGCACCAGCCGCCACCCAUUCCUCUCCCUCCCCAAGCGCGGGACGCCGCCCUCCUCUCGAGCGGCGCGGGAACAGGCGCCGGGCUGCGCGUGCGGCGUGGGCAAGGCGCGGCGGCGUCGAAUCUUGGAGUGGCGCACCGGGUGGAGGGCCUCGCCGGCGGUGGGGAGGGAGGCGGAGAUGAGCCGGGGUCGGUCGCCGGAGCCGUUGGAUUUCUUCAUAUGGACUGUGCAGGAUGUGGGGUUAUGGUUGGAGGAAAUAAAUCUUGGAAGCUAUCGUCAAUCAUUUGAAGAAAAUGGUGUGAAUGGGGAGUAUCUAGAAAGCCUGUCGAUGUUCACUACAGAGCAGAUUCUUCGAUUCAUAAGACGGUGUCAUAUGAAAUGGGGAGAUUUUAUUACACUUUGUAAAGAGUUAAGGCGCAUCAAAGUUGCCUGCCUGAAAGGGGAGCAGGAAGUCCGCAGGCCGUGGUGGGCGCCAUCAUGCCUCUCCGUCGUGUUCGUGCGGGUGGCCAAGCGUAACCGGCAGUCCCGUGUCGUCUCCCUGAAGCUCGAAGCUUAGCAGGCUUGCCGCCAGCCGCCUCUGCUGUGCCGCCACCACCCCCUGCCUGCCGGGGCGUUCUAAGGCGCCUCUCGCUCUGUACCAUACAGCACUAGGUCACAAUGGUCCAGAAACCUGUUUUCACCGUAGAAUCGUCAUGGAGUGUGACCUGCGUGUGUUUCUGUAACUUGCUUCUUUCCCACAUAUAUAGGGUCGUGGAUGGAUCCGAGAUGGUAAAGAUGGUGUAGACGAAGGACAUACAUGUGUUUUUUGCGUUCUGUGCAGAUGGUUGCUCUUUAAAGUGUCUGAAAGUAUCUCUCCUUCGGAA